Molecule: messenger RNA, 1445 nt
Organism: Geodia barretti
Lineage: Eukaryota; Metazoa; Porifera; Demospongiae; Tetractinellida; Geodiidae
Source: the annotation of a GenBank genome assembly
ACUGAGCAUGCGCAGAUUGUGAGGGGUGUGGCCGUUUAUUACCGAUUGAGAGGAGAGCGGACCACAUGGACCGUGAGGGACAGGAGCUGUUCAAAGCAGCGUUAGGUAUCGUCCACGAGUUUUUGGCGACCUCCCAGGACCGACAGAACAAGGUUGUUGACUUCAAACAGCCAGCUGAGCUGCUGGCGUUGAUGGACCUGUCCCUGAGACAAGAGGGAGCCACCAACGCAGAGGUGCUGGAGCUGUGCACGAAGGCGCUGCACUACUCUGUGCACACAGCUCACCCCAGAAUGUUCAAUACACUAUUCUCUGGCAUUGAUAUGGUGGGUCUCAGUGGAACCCUUAUGACCUCUGCAGCCAAUACUAGUGUUUACACGUACGAGAUGGCUCCAGUCUUCAACCUCAUGGAAAAGGAGGUGCUCCAGACAAUGAGAGAACUGAUUGGCUGGAGCGCUGGAAGUGGUAUCUUCUCUCCUGGGGGCUCAGUCAGCAACAUGUAUGGCUUGAUGGCUGCUCGCUACCGUCGGUUCCCCGAUAGCAAGACCAAAGGCUGUGCUCAUCUUCCCCAGCUGAAGAUCUUUACCUCCUGCCAGGCGCACUACUCAGUGGACAAGGUGGCAAUAUUGAUGGGUCUGGGUACUGACAAUGUGGUGAAGGUCAAGUGUGACCACAUGUAUUGGGCACAGCAGGUACGACUGUGCUGGCAGCAUUUGAUCCCUCUUGACAAGAUGGCUGAUAUCUGUCAGGCCCACAACGUCUGGCUUCAUGUCGAUGGCAGCUACGGAGGCUCUUGCCUGAUGUCCAAAACCCACAGACAUCUCUGCAAGGGAAUAGAGAAAGCUGACUCCGUGGCUUGGAACCCCCACAAGGGACUUCACGUCCCUUUCCAGUGCUCGGCAUUUCUCACUCGUCAUGAGGAUAUCCUCAGAUCAAUGCUGUCUCUUCGUGCCUCUUACCUCUUCCAGAAAGACAAGCUCUUGUACGACGUUUCCCUGGACACAGGGGACAUGAGUCUGCAGUGUGGCAGAGUUAACGAUGCCUUCAAGAUAUGGCUAAUGUGGAAGAAGAAUGGACUGGCCUGGGCUGGGAGGGAGAUUGAUCGCCAGCUAGGACUGGCCAACUACCUGAGAGAUAGAAUUCGGGAACGUGACGGCUUUGAGCUGGUAGUCCAGGACCAGCAGUACACAAAUGUGUGUUUCUGGUACACCCCACCAUGUCUGAGAGGAGUGGCAGAGAGUGACGACAGGAAACAAAGACUUAACAAAGUGGCUCCCAAACUGAAGGCAGGCAUGGUACUGGCAGGCUCCAUGAUGAUAUGUUACCAACCUCUUGGAGACCUGCCCAACUUCAUGAGGAUGGUUACUGUAUCAACCUCUGCCACUGAAGAUGACAUGGAGUUUAUUCUGAAUGAACUGGAGAGGAUUGGUGCCUGCAUUCAGGUCUAG